This is a messenger RNA of Dermacentor albipictus, 1408 nucleotides long. RefSeq lists its product as uncharacterized. The record is from RefSeq and is a predicted model, not a curated record. Lineage: Eukaryota; Metazoa; Arthropoda; Arachnida; Ixodida; Ixodidae.
GCCUCUACGUGGUCAGCAAAUAGUCGACUGACCAUGUAGAGUUCGCCGCAGGGUACUGGACAAGAGGUGAUGCAUCACUUCAGAGAGCGUCUUAAAGAAGAGGAACGGCGCAGGGACGAAGAAAUGCUGCAGAGUUCUGAUUCGUGGAGGAGCGCGCAGCAGAACGGACACAUGGGGCCGACCAACAAGUGGACCAACAAGUGGACUUGUCUUUCUUUCGCCGACCAACAAGUGAUUCAGGAUAACGUGGUCAACCGAGGAGCCACCCGCCUAGGGAUUCGGAGCCCCACCGACGACUUGAUGCUGGACGAGCCCAUCGUGCGACUGGGCAGACGCGGUGUUGCGGCCAGGAUGCGCGCCGACACCGACCCGCUCGGGCUACGCUCGGGCAUCGAUCGUGGGACGGCACGGACGCGUCGUCGAGCGAGCCCUGCUUCGGAAGACCAGGGCCCAACGCUCGAGGAGCUGCUCCAGAAGAAAGCCGAAUCCCGCCGCCAGGAGCGCUUGUCAGAGCAGCGCCAGCUGGAGAUAGCGGACACUCUUUAUCCUUUCGGCAGAAGACCAGAGUCUAGGAUGGCCAUGAUGUCCGGGAGCAGGAGACCCUCGGCUUCUUCGUCCAUUGAAGAGAUCGAGCGCUACAGUCCGUGGGGCAAAGGAGUCGGCAACCCGUCACCCAACCAGAACUUCAAGCGGCGGUCACGUGAGAGGACCAUCGCCGAGGAGACCGACACAACGGAUCAAACAUUCUUUACCGGUGGACGCUCGCCCGUGAGAAUUCCAAGGAGAGCCAGAAGCCGAGGUGUGAGCGACGUCACCCUUCAAGAAGACGGCGACACCGAGGACACCUUUCCGUGGGCGAGAUCCACGGUGCCACCACGCGAGAGGCAGGGCACCCUGGCUGGCCUGUCCUUCAGCGAGAAGAUGGGUUGGUCUACGUCCGACCACAAUCCAAAGAAAACCAAAGAAGAGAAUCGGGAGUACUUGGAGUCUCUGAAGGACGAGAUGGACCACCGGAGGAACAGGCUUCGGGACGAGAUCCUCCAGGAAGCGAGCUCUAACCCCAGCGGCCUGGCGACCGCCAUGCACCAUUCCCUGGUUGGCAAGCCUCCGAUAAGCACAGCACUUCGGCGGCGAACAAGGCACCUCCUGUGACCUGACCUUGAGACAGCCAUUCCUUUAGCAACGAUUCAUCGUGUUACAUGCUGAGACCACAGCAGCGUUUUCUUGUUUAAACACGUGAUGUUCGAGCUUUACUGCCCAUUAGGGUUGCCCCAUUUGCCAAGGCAAAAAAAAAACGGCACGGAUAAAAAGAGGAGCGCAAUUUCUUUUUACGUACUACAAUAAAACACAAACAAAACGAAGACAUAUUAUAGUGCUGAUACACAUGUUACAAUCGUUGCAUUAUUGA